UUUACAUCAAUUAUCUCAUAAGAACGAUACAAAUAUUUAAAGUUCUAUACUUUCUUUUUAUGUAUUACCACAAUGUUUCGUUUUAAAAGAAAAUCUACCAUUUCUAUACAACAUAGACCCAUUGUAAAAUGGUUAUUAAGGCACACAACGCGAAUGUGUGAACUCCAAAGAAUUUGUUAUGGAGAACUGUGUGGAGCACCAAGAACACUAGCUGUAGAAGAAUCUCUUAAAUUAUCUAGGAAUGCUAAUAUUAAAACUCUUAUAGUCUAUUUGAAUGAUUUUGCUGAUCAACAUGCAAUCACAAAACAGACAAAACAAAAAAUCUUGAAGGAAGCUAUUGUCACCAUAUUGGUGACCAAGAAAAUAAAUCCGACAGCUCAUCCUGACUUUGCCAAGUCAUUUGGUAAAUGUGUAGAAUUAAUUUGGGGCUAUAGACAACUUUGCGUGGAAUGUGAAGAGCUUAGAAAGACACCUUAUGACGCUGAUAAUCCAGAGCACGAGUUAUUAUUGUUAAAAUUGUGGAAUUUGUUGAUGCCUUAUGAGCCUUUGGAUGCUAGAGUUACCAAACAAUGGCAACACAUUGGCUUUCAAGGAGAUGAUCCUAAAACAGACUUUCGUGGAAUGGGAAUUUUGGGAUUAGAAAAUUUAGUUUAUUUUGCUCAAGAAUAUCCCAGUGCUGCGACACAUGUGUUGUCACAUUCUACACAUCCACGUUAUGGUUAUGCAUUUGCCAUAGUUGGCAUAAAUUUAACAAGUAUGGCUCUAAGAUUGUUAAGGGAUGGAAGUGCCAAGACUCAUAUCUACAACUCUUCAAAGAGUUUUCCAACAAUUCGUGCAUUCCAUCAACUUUAUUGUUAUCUUUUCUAUGAAUUUGAUGGAUUUUGGAUUGAUUCAAAACCAAGCAAUAUGAUGGAAUUUUCGUCCAUACAAGAAAAAUUUGAAAAUAGUAUCAGAAUGGCACUAGCUGAUUCAUCUACUGUCUUUAGGAUAAAUAUAUCAGUUGAUAAUGUUUAAGAUAGAUGCAAUAUUUUCUGUUGAUAAAACUAAAAUUAUCAUAAACAGUGAACACUAUUACUACAAUGCACAAAGCUACUUGCUCCAAUAUAUGUAGCACAAAAGUGUCUUGUGAAUGAAUAGUACAGCAUUAAUUAUAUAUUGGAAACUACAAAGAGUAUAAGAUACAAAACAAAACAUGAUUAUUCAUGAAGUCAUUAAGUUACAGAAAGAUACAAAGAUCUUAAUGCAUUUGAUAUUAUAUUUUUACUUUAUUUUUCUACUGGUAAUAAAGGUAAUGAAGGUAUGUGUUACCUAAUGAAUGUGAAGGGACUCACAUUCAAACAAAAACAUUUAUUUAUCACAAAUAAGUUAAAGUACAACGUUUACCCAAAUAAAUAUAUUACUUUCAA
Messenger RNA from Frieseomelitta varia, 1406 nucleotides. RefSeq names its product ELMO domain-containing protein 2. NCBI's taxonomy places the organism in Eukaryota, Metazoa, Arthropoda, Insecta, Hymenoptera, Apidae. The transcript is spliced from 2 exons. Gene Ontology annotation, molecular function: GTPase activator activity. The record is from RefSeq and is a predicted model, not a curated record. The coding region runs from base 73 to 1014 and encodes 313 amino acids.